GGCCUGCUGGGGGUCGCGCUCAGCCAAUGGCGUGGGGGGGGAAGGCGGGCGGAGGGCGGCGGGGCCUGCCAAGAUGGAGGAGUACGCGCGGGAGCCCUGUCCCUGGAGGAUAGUGGAUGACUGCGGAGGCGCUUUCACCAUGGGAGCCAUCGGAGGUGGCAUCUUCCAGGCUAUCAAGGGCUUCAGGAAUUCCCCAGUGGGUGUGAACCACCGGCUGCGGGGCAGCCUGACAGCAAUUAAAACAAGAGCUCCACAGCUGGGAGGGAGCUUUGCUGUCUGGGGAGGCCUCUUCUCCAUGAUCGACUGCAGUAUGGUCAGAAUGAGAGGGAAGGAGGAUCCCUGGAAUUCCAUCACCAGCGGAGCCCUGACUGGAGCCAUAUUAGCUGCAAGAAACGGCCCCGUCGCCAUGGUGGGAUCUGCUGCCAUGGGAGGAAUUCUGCUGGCUUUAAUCGAAGGAGCUGGAAUUCUCUUGACCAGAUUUGCUUCCACACAGUUUGCAAACGGCCCCCAGUUCUCAGACGAUCCCUCCCAGCUGCCGCCCGCUCCCUCGCCCUCUCCCUUUGGUGACUACAGGCAGUACCAGUGAUCCUCCUCCGCUCCCGUUCUCCUCAGCUCUCACUUCCAGCACUGGCAGCCCCAGCUGUGCUUCGUCUUCCCACCAGUGGUCAUCUCUGGACACGAACCACGCCAGGAGGAACCUUCAGCCCUUCUUGGUGUCGAGCCACGCAGGAGAACUUGUAGGAGAGGACAGGUCUAUUUAUUCGUGAUAGGUUCCAUUGCUGUCAUGUUAGUGAGUGUCUGGUAGAAUACAUGGAGGGUUCACACAAGGA
Pezoporus flaviventris is the source of this 830-nucleotide messenger RNA. It is a transcript of the gene TIMM17A, whose product is annotated as translocase of inner mitochondrial membrane 17A. The transcript has 6 exons. Gene Ontology annotation, molecular function: transmembrane protein transporter activity. NCBI's taxonomy places the organism in Eukaryota, Metazoa, Chordata, Aves, Psittaciformes, Psittacidae. The coding region runs from base 74 to 586 and encodes 170 amino acids. Gene Ontology annotation, biological process: protein import into mitochondrial matrix. Gene Ontology annotation, cellular component: mitochondrial inner membrane; TIM23 mitochondrial import inner membrane translocase complex. The record is from RefSeq and is a predicted model, not a curated record.